UAAUUUGUCAUUCAGUCUGUCAAGAAACACAACAACAAAAUGACGGGGUAAAAACAACAACGGGAAAAUUCCUAUUAACACCAUGCAAAUACAAUAAAUUCUGGCACCAGUUCACAAUUCAUAAUCAUCUGGCAUUUAACUUCCCAACAUAAUCUGUUAUGGAGAAUAAAAAACCGCCUCUAGACCAGAAAUUGUGCUCUGGGUGUGAAGAGCCAGCAAUUGACAAGCUACCAGCGUGCCCACUGCAAUGCCGAGCUACGCAGUGCAAGGCCUAUCAGACCAAGUCGAAAUUUGACCCUGAAACUAAGCCUAUAGUAUGGGUACUGGGAGGCCCAGGAUCUGGCAAGUUCACUCAAUGUUCCAAGGUGGUGGAAACAUAUGGAUACACCCAUCUGUCCACCGGAGAUUUAAUCAGGGAUGAAGUGAAGACUGGGACUCGUAGAGGCAAAUGCCUGACUUCUAUUAUGCAACGAGGCGGCCUUGUACCCAACGACAUGGUUUUAGCAGUACUGAAGGAUGCUAUGGAAGACGCUGCUAAAAAAGGAACACAUGGCUACCUAAUAGAUGGGUUUCCACGUGAGAAAUCUCAAGGUGCAGAGUUUGAGAGGACUAUUGGACCAGUCGCGCUGAUCCUAUAUUUCGAAGCAUCGCCUAACACCUUGUGCCGCCGGCUACUUGGCCGUGCAGAAGCGUCAACAGAAGAUAAUAGAAGGAAAGAUGAUAAAUUCAGGAUCAUGAAGAUGCGCAUAGCAACCUUCAUUGAGCAUAACCACAGCGUCUUAGAACCUUAUGGCAGUAAAGUUAAAAGGAUCGAUGCGGAACAAUCUCCAGAUGAUAUUUUUGCAGAAGUGCAGUUGUACUUAGAGCCAAUAGUAGCUCAUGCCGCUUUGGUUGAGGCAGAGAAACUGGAGGCUGAAGCUUUAGAAAAAAUACGAGCUGUCAGAGCGUUUACACAAUCAUCAAUAGAUGUCGCUUCAAGGAGGAAGGAGAGUACGGUCAAUGACGAUGUAGUUUUCUCAGCUACGAGCGAAGCUGCUGAGGCUGAAGCCAGAGCGAGGGCUGCUCGUAACGCUGCCGAAGCUGCUAGAUCUAGAUUAGAAGAAUUGGAACAACGCCAACGCCAACGCCAAUAGUGUAAUCCAGUCAAACGGGGUGAAUAGAAACAGAAGAGGGGUGAAUAAACAUUUAUUCACCCUCUGCAUAGAUAUACGAAUGGGGUUCGACGUUUACCCCGUUUUACGGUAUUUCAUAUUAAAUUAAUUUGGUGGUUUGGUGUCCAUAGGCGAUGUUGGUCGCUUUAUCUACCAUCUACUGAUUUCUAUGCUCCUUGCUUCCUUAUACCUCACGAAAAUUCUACCCUGUGGAAUCGGAAAUAAUUUUUGUUCGGUACCUACUUUUCCAAAUAUGAAGACACAAGCUUCGGCUAAAAAAAUGCAAACUCAAGUUUAUAGUACGGUAUUACAAAUGUGAGGACAAGGAGGGCAUCCAUUACAUCCAUAACAUCCGGUUUAUCGAAUAAUAAUAUACAAGUAACUACAACUGUACCAGAUACUGACGCAUAACGGGAAUAAUCAUCAAUAAUACUACAAAUCCCAUAUAAAUAUAAUG
Molecule: messenger RNA, 1608 nt
Organism: Spodoptera litura
Lineage: Eukaryota; Metazoa; Arthropoda; Insecta; Lepidoptera; Noctuidae
Product: adenylate kinase isoenzyme 1-like
Biological process (GO): nucleobase-containing compound metabolic process
Molecular function (GO): ATP binding; nucleobase-containing compound kinase activity
Source: RefSeq, a predicted model, not a curated record